GUAUACUACAACUAUUUUUCUUCUUAUAUAAAAGAAAUUAGUGAAGUUACACAAAUCUGCUUUCUGAUCCAGAGCACUGUGUGGUAGCUGCAGAAUAGAAAUCUAUUGGUAGAUAGCCAUGGCAGUAGGCAUGUCCCUGAAAGGCGAUGAAGUUGGGCAGUAUAACUACAGCAAAAAAAUCACACUCUUUGUUGUAUUAUCAUGUAUGGUUGCUGCCAUGGGUGGCAUCCUUUUCGGCUAUGAUAUUGGAAUCUCAGACUUGCCAUAAUUGUAAAUAUUGUGAAGGUGGAGUUACGUCAAUGGAUUCGUUUCUGAAGAAGUUCUUCCCAAAGGUGUACAGGAGAAUGAAAGAAGAUGCAGAAGUUAGCAACUAUUGCAAAUUUGAGAGUCAACUUCUGACCUUAUUUACAUCAUCUUUAUAUGUAGCUGGUCUCAUAGCAUCCUUUGUAGCUUCAGUCAUAACUGAUUCCUUCGGUCGUAAGCCAACUAUUAUUGUUGCUGGAAUUGCAUUUUUAGCUGGUUCAGGCCUUGGAGGAUGGAGUUAUAAUGUCUACAUGCUCAUUCUUGGCCGUGUUUUGCUUGGAGUCGGAGUUGGUUUUGCUAAUCAGUCCGUUCCACUUUAUCUCUCAGAAAUGGCACCUCCAAGUUUAAGAGGAGCCAUAAACAUGGGAUUUCAGUUUAGUGUAGGUAUCGGAGUUUUAAUGGCCACCCUUAUAAACUACGGAACUCAAAAAAUUGAGGCAGGUUGGGGAUGGAGAAUAUCACUAGCAAUGGCUGCAGCCCCGGCAUCAGUAUUAACAGUGGGUGCAAUUUUCUUGCCAGAAACACCAAACAGCUUAAUUCAGCGUGGAACUGAUCAUGAAAAGACCAAGAAAAUGCUACAAAAAGUACGAGGCACAGACAAUGUUCAAGCUGAAUUAGAUGAUCUGAUUGAAGCAAGCAACACUUCAAAGACCACCAGAAAACCAUUCAAAAACAUAUUACAGAAAAAAUAUAGGCCUCAACUAGUCAUGGCAAUUGCUAUUCCUUUUUUCCAACAGGUGACAGGAAUCAAUGUGAUUUCCUUUUAUGCCCCAAUCUUGUUUCGCACAAUUGGCUUAGGUGAAAGUGCAUCACUCAUGUCUGCAGUUGUGACGGGCUCUGUAGGCAUCGUCACAACAUUCCUGUCAAUGUUGAGCGUUGAUAAACUAGGUCGUCGCACAUUAUUUAUGUCCGGGGGGAUUAUAAUGUUUGUGUCACAAAUUAUGGUAGGAGCAGUACUAGCUGCUAAACUUGGGGAUGCAGGUGGAAUCAGCAAAGGCUGGUCAUACAUAGUUCUAAUUUUGAUAUGUAUGUAUGUAGCUGGUUUUGGUUGGUCAUGGGGGCCAUUAGGCUGGUUAGUUCCAAGUGAAAUAUUUCCACUAGAGAUAAGAUCAGCUGGCCAAAGUAUAACAGUUGCAGUAGGAUUUUUGUUUACUUUUAUAAUUGCUCAGACAUUUUUAGCCAUGCUUUGUCACUUCAAGUCUGGGAUAUUCUUCUUUUUCGGAGGCUGGGUGCUUGUGAUGACACUUUUUGUGCACUUUUUGUUGCCUGAGACGAAAAAUGUGCCGAUUGAGCAAAUGGAGAGAGUGUGGCAAGGACAUUGGUUUUGGAAGAAUGCAGUGAGAGGAGAUGCAUCCAAUGAAGUCAUAUGAUCUAUCAAGCAUAAGAAUUUUAGUAUUGCAUAGAUAAUCUGAUACAUGAUAGCAGAACUUCAUGCAAUGGGAAAUAUCAUAGUUCAUCUUCCCUUGGAAUAUGAAGUGAAGUGAUUGAUUUUUAGACAAGAUAUGAAAUGAUCACUGUUCUAUGAAUUUUCAUAAUA
Messenger RNA from Daucus carota subsp. sativus, 1840 nucleotides. RefSeq names its product hexose carrier protein HEX6. Gene Ontology annotation, biological process: monosaccharide transmembrane transport. The record is from RefSeq and is a predicted model, not a curated record. Gene Ontology annotation, cellular component: membrane. Lineage: Eukaryota; Viridiplantae; Streptophyta; Magnoliopsida; Apiales; Apiaceae. Gene Ontology annotation, molecular function: monosaccharide transmembrane transporter activity. The transcript has 3 exons. The coding region runs from base 147 to 1673 and encodes 508 amino acids.